AUGAACUUUUUUGUUUUAUCAUGCCUAUUAUUUUUAGGUCACUCAAUACCCGUAUCAUACAAAGAGCAAUGCACGUGCUCUAAAUUCUCCACCGAAACCACAUGCAUGGAAUAGGUGAAUUGCAUUUGGAGUAACCAAAUUUGUCAAGACAGAAGUUGUACCCAAUUUUAUAACAAGGAUAAAUGCAACUCUGUAUCUCAUUGCUCAUGGAAUGUCUCUACAUGUAGCGAAUUCACAAAAUGCUCUGACUAUUACAUGAACGACCCUUAUGAUUGCUAUAAAAUUGGAAAUCAAGAUUUAAAUUUGUUUUGCAUGCCAACAGAAAACGGAAACUAUUGCAAAGAUUACGAGCUAGCACCCUGUGGAAAUUUUUAAGAUGAUUGCAUUGGAUUUUAAACUUAGUGGGGACUGUGUUAUUGGUACAAUGACACCUGUAAUGUUGUGGAUAUUAGAUACUGUGACACAUUGCUUAACGAAGACUUAUGUUUCAUUUUUGGAGAGGGAUUGGGAUGUUAAUGGAAGGAUAAUAAGUGUUAGAUGAUCACUUGUUCCGAUUUCACCUCCGAGAGCACAUGCGUAUUAAUGAGACAGAACUUCAUUGAAGAUAGUCCUCUUCUGUGCAUGUGGGAUGGAGUAAAAUGCAUGGAAGCAUAAGAUGUGUCCCAUUUGGAUUUCUCUAAUUGUUUAGUCAAUUCCUUCUAUAAUUAUAUAUGGGAUUCAACUAAAGGUGUUUGUGUUGCUUGCAAAGACUACACGCCUCCAUCAACCUAAACCCCUUGAGAAUAUGAUACUUGAUUAAUAUUUUAAGAUUUUGUAUUUCAG
Molecule: messenger RNA, 822 nt
Organism: Paramecium octaurelia
Lineage: Eukaryota; Ciliophora; Oligohymenophorea; Peniculida; Parameciidae
Source: the annotation of a GenBank genome assembly